AUGAGCAUGUCUUCAUACAAAGUUAGCAAGAAUGUACAAGUAACACCAGAACAACCUUCCAUGCCUGUUGCAGAUAUCUUAAAAACCGCCGGCGAAGAUGUACCGGAAAUGUUUACUAGGGUAUCCACCAACGGAAGCCUGGAAGCCGAUCCCUCGGCUCUUCCUUGGAUGGACUGCCCUGUCAUUGACAUGUCUCUCCUGUUGUCGUCCGAGGUUGAGGCUGCGGAGGAGCUCAGAAAACUUCAUUCUGCUCUUGUUUCCUGGGGCUGCUUUCAGCUCAUAAAUCAUGGAAUAAUGGAAUCAUUUCUGGAUAAAAUACGUGAAAAUAGCAAAGAAUUCUUUGUACUUCCUGCAGAGGAGAGGAUGAAGUAUUUAAGGGCACCCAAUGACCCUGAAGGCUAUGGAAACGACACCGUUUUGUCGCGAAAUGUACCUCAUAAUUGGAAUGAUCGUUUAUAUCUCAAUGUCUAUCCUGAAGAUCUACGAAGACUAGCCUUUUGGCCUCAACAUCCUUCUGAUUUUAGGUUAGAAACCCUUUUUUCCCCAUUCAUCAAUUAA
This is a messenger RNA of Chenopodium quinoa (quinoa), 558 nucleotides long. RefSeq names its product S-norcoclaurine synthase 1-like. The transcript is spliced from 2 exons. NCBI's taxonomy places the organism in Eukaryota, Viridiplantae, Streptophyta, Magnoliopsida, Caryophyllales, Amaranthaceae. The record is from RefSeq and is a predicted model, not a curated record. Bases 1 to 558 code for a protein of 185 amino acids.